Molecule: messenger RNA, 597 nt
Organism: Marmota flaviventris (yellow-bellied marmot)
Lineage: Eukaryota; Metazoa; Chordata; Mammalia; Rodentia; Sciuridae
Gene: Tmem17
Product: transmembrane protein 17
Biological process (GO): non-motile cilium assembly
Cellular component (GO): ciliary transition zone
Source: RefSeq, a predicted model, not a curated record
AUGGAGCUCCCGGAUCCAGUGCGCCAGCGGCUGGGAAACUUCAGCCGGACCGUAUUCAGCGACUCCAGCCGGACCGGGCCGGAGUACAGUGAGGGUCCGGAUAAUGAAAUGGUCUCCAGUUUGGCAUUGCAGAUGUCGCUUUACUUUAACACUUACUUUUUCCCACUUUGGUGGGUGAGCUGUAUUAUGAUGCUUCACAUGAAGUAUUCAGUUUUGCCUGAUUACUACAAAUUCAUUGUGAUCACUGUUAUCAUCCUAAUAACCUUAAUUGAAGCCAUCCGGUUGUACCUGGGCUACAUGGGAAACCUACAAGAGAAGGUUCCUGAGUUGGCUGGCUUUUGGCUUUUGAGUCUUCUACUGCAGUUGCCUUUAAUUCUUUUCUUGCUCUUUAAUGAAGGCCUAACGAAUCUGCCCUUGGAAAAAGCAAUUCAUAUCAUCUUCACUAUCUUCCUUACAUUCCAAGUUAUUUCAGCAUUUCUUACCUUGAGGAAAAUGGUCAAUCAGUUGGCAGUUCGUUUCCAUCUCCAGGACUUUGAUCGGCUGUCUGCAAACAGAGGAGACAAUAGAAGAAUGAGGUCAUGUAUACAAGAGAUUUGA